UAGAUGUAUGUAUAUUCAAAUAAUUAAAAGUAAUUUUAUCUUCAUAAAUAUAUAUUUUUAAAUAAUGAACCAUUUUAAUCGCGGCGUUGAUAAUCAACAACAACAGCAACAAAUGCAGCCUCAAAACCAUCAGCAAGCUUAUUUUCUUAAUCUUCAACAACAACAACAGAGAAAUCAAGCUAUUCAGCUUCAACAUCAACAAAUUCAAGGCUCUCAUAACAUGUCCUCAAUGCAGCACAAUUUCAUGACUCCCACUCAGCAGCAGCAUCAACAAAUUCAACAACAAAUCAGAUCUCCAACGCCCCCACAUCAAGGAAUGUUGCAACAUAGACAACAAGCUUUUCAACAACAUGGGAUUAUGCAUGGAAUGCAUGCGAUUCAGCAUCAACAAAACUCUCCUCAACCACAUUUUCAAUCUCAACAAUCUCCUCGACCAAUUAUUAGAACAAUGAAUGUUAAUUCACCCCAACAACAUCAACAAUCAGUUGUUGUCACUCAACAACAAUUACAACAACAACAGCAUUAUAUGCAAUUUGCUCGUCCUUCAGAAGUAUCACCUAUGGUGGCCCAAUCACAAUUUAUUCAACAAUCUAACCCUCAAUUUGUUAAUGGAAAUAAUGUGGGAGGUGUCGUUCAGGGACAGCAUUUAAGACAAAUGCUAAUACCUCAAAGUUCAGCUUCGCCUGUUUUUCGUCACAAUGUUGUUAUACAACGUGAACAGCCUAAAUCUGGUGGUAAUGCAAUGCGAUUCCCUUCGCAACCUGCCACUCCGAUAUCAUCAACAGACAAAUUAUCGCCUCAACAAGAACUUCAUGUUCUACAACAAAAUUAUUCUGGUGCUCACAUUCAACACCAUCCUAAUUAUUCUACUGGUAACGAACAGCAACAACGCUUUCUUCAGCAUCAACAACAAAUUCCUUCUCGUAUUUCUGUUGUUCAUUCUCAUCAUCAGUCACCUCACCAGAUACAGCCUAAUUUAUCAACAAGUAUGGGAGUAAAUGCUGUUUCUGCUGUAUCUUCUAGUGGCCAAUUAAUAACUAGCAAUAGUGGAGGUAAUAUGGCAGCAAAAGUCCCAGUUUUUGUAACUUCCCAUAACCAACAGCAACAAGUUUAUUUUGCAAUUCAACAACAACAAAAACCAUCUUCUGUUAGUAGUAUUACAGAUAAUAACGAGUUUGCAUCAUCUUCUUUUAUGAACGUACAGAAUGGAACACCAACAUCGGCUAUAUUACUUAACGAUGAUGGGUUAAGCAAUAAUGGACGUGCCUCUUCUAGUAAUCAAUCUAUGAUGGAACAGCAUUUAAAUGGCUCGAAUGGAACGGGAAACUUUUUAUUUUUACAUCCUAAGUCUGAUCAUUUAAUGGGGCAACAUGGAAGUAUUAGUGGACAGCCAUCUCCAUCAAACAAUGUUGAAAUGCUACAGUCAGAGUCGCCUGGAAACACAAUAGCAUUUGAAGGAAGUUCUUCUAGUAAUAUUAUUCCAUCAAUUUCUAGUAACAAAAAGAAAGCAAGUUCAAAACAAUCAUUAGCAAAAACUUUUCAACAAAAAAAUAUUAGCAAUGUAGGAAAUUCUUUGGGCAAUAAUUCAACAAUUAAUGUUUCUACUACAAACAAUAAACAUUUGGAAAAUAAUUUAAAUAACGAUUUAAUCAAAGCAAGCAUUUCCAGUCAUUCAACAAUUAAAUUAUUAGAUCGUGAAACUUUUGAUACUUUUGUAAAAACUGUAGAUCCAAAUGAAGUAUUGGAAGAUGAAGUUUCCGAUGCUCUACAACUUGUUUUGGAAGAUUUUGUUGAUGAAAUAAUUCGAAAUUCUGUUGAUUUAUGUAAACAUCGAGGUUCAACAAAAUUAGAAGCUAAAGAUGUCCAUUUUGUAUUGGCAAAUAAAAUGAAAUUGGAUGUAGAUACAGAAUCUAAUGGAAUUUCUUCUGUUGGAAGUAGUAACAACAAUAAUUCUGGAGCACCGGUAAGUGGAGGUACUUCAACAUUUUUUCAACAAUCGCCAGCCUCUAAACGUGCACCAUUGAUAGCACAUCAACAAAGAAUGGCUUUGAUUAACAAAACAAUUAAAAAGCUUUGA
Meloidogyne enterolobii is the source of this 2077-nucleotide messenger RNA. Lineage: Eukaryota; Metazoa; Nematoda; Chromadorea; Rhabditida; Meloidogynidae. The record is from the annotation of a GenBank genome assembly.